Molecule: messenger RNA, 4068 nt
Organism: Dermacentor andersoni
Lineage: Eukaryota; Metazoa; Arthropoda; Arachnida; Ixodida; Ixodidae
Source: RefSeq, a predicted model, not a curated record
AUACCCCCCUCGUGGGUACGUGCCAAAAUUUGAAGGAAGAAGAACAAGAACAAUUCUGCAUUGCUGUGGUGGGCGCUGGAGUUUUGCAUGAAAGAAGCGAAAACCUAAUAAGGGUUCGGCAUCUACUGUUACUCUGUGAUGUCGUCCUCUGGACUCAUGCUCAGCACGACGUUUGCCGUAGUCGCUGAAGAAUGAGUGUAGGCUUUUCAUCCAAGCCCAACUCCUGCAUGCAUGCAACUACCCUGCUUCUUGCGGCCUUUUUCUGCUAUACAGUACAAAGUUUCAAGCCAGAUCCUGGUCACUUCAACACACCGCAUGAAGCCAUCGAGUAUGUUGCAUGGAAAGCUUUAAAGGAUGGCAAGCCUUCGUGUGUUACAGUUCAUCCCUUAGGAGUCAGCCUAUUCUGCAUCAUGGGGGAGUGUAUCCAGGAUGGGAAUGGAAGCUCUUACUGCAAAUGCAGCCAAUACUUUACAGGCCUCACAUGUUCAGUCUACAAGGGCAAGUGCGCAUCAGAAAGCAUCUGUAGUCCUCACUUGUGCCAGGACAACCCCAACAAAAUUAGCUUGUACGAGUGUGUGUGCAAGCCCGGCUACCAUGUUCCCGACAGCCCAGCAUUUUCUCACUGCAUGCCAGACAGUAUCCUCAGCAGUGCUAUGGGGGAGAAAUACAGCGAAAGCUCAACCAAUGCAACCACACUGCCAUCCACAGUGGCUCCCGAUGAACAGCUUGCAGAAACAAGCAUGCUUUUGAACAUCUCUGAGGACAACACCAGAACUUCUGCAAACCCCGUCACAACAGAAAGCAAUGCCUCUCAACCAGCAUUGAAGUGCAGAAGCUCAGGAUUUAACAUGCACUUUAUUCAGCAAGACGAAGAAAACAAGACAGCAGAUGUUUUCACAAGAGCAUUCCAAAAUGAUACUGGGCAAGAUGAGCCAUCUGAAACCACAAGAGCUGUAGAGACCAACAGCCAUAGUACAGUCCUUAAAAAUCAGCAGUACCCUGCAGCUUACAGUAUUGAUGAUCGAGACAAAACCAAGGAAGAAACAGAAAAGAAUGCAACAAAAUCUCAUGUGGGUCUCAACAGUGUACCUGUUACAGUAGCAUUAUCAGACUACUACGGAUCCCUAGUGUCUGAACCUCGGCAGCACAGCAAACGAGGAGUGAAGCUGCAAGUACCUGUUAUACAGAGAAGGUGUGCUUCAACUUUCCAGAGGGAACAAGAUGGGACAUUUGAAACUCAACUAACUCUAGAUGACCUGACAACUUAUAAAGCUGACAGUGAACAAGGAGGUGUUGACAAGUAUCACAUGCCUAUCAGCAGCCAUCCAGGUGACCAAGUAACAGAGCUUGAACAUAUAAUGAGCAGUACUGCAGUUCCUCUGCAGCCUCUUCAGAAGGAAUCUUUGAAUGAAGAUGGUGAAGACUAUGAAGUCACUCAGUUCAGGAAAAGGCUUCUGAAGAUGGCAGCUGCCAAGCUUUUUAGGAAUGAAGGGAAUAAUGACAAUUUAUUGCUCAGACCUGCUGCCUAUUUAGCUGCCAGUGAAACAAAACGAAAGCAAGCUAGAAAGAGUUACAUGAGACAUAAACAACUACCUGUUGAAGCCCAGGAUGACAUUAUUGAUAGCUUGAAGCAUGCAGUAGAGGUUGAUGAGUACAGAAAGACAAACAGUACCAGUAAACCUGGUCAUGACAGUGAAAUGACAGAAAGAACUAUCAUGGUGCCUGAGAGGAGAAAACGCAGAAAGUCAAGUCUUCUGCAAGAAAACGGUGCUGUAGAUAAAGCCAGCACAGAACAGAAACAACUGGCUGUAAGUUCAGUAAUAGCUUCUGAGAAGAGAAAGGAGAUGUCUAAGAUAAUGCAACAGCACAAAUCAUUUGGGUAUGUCGGACAUUUUUCUGAGAAGAAUCAACCGCAAGAAGCCAUGAGACCUGGUGAAAACCAUGAAAGAAAAAUUAGCAACUUGCAGAAAUACGAGCUAAUGCCUGUUGGGUCAGUCAGACAAAAUUUUUCUGAGAGUAAUUAUCUGCAAGAAGCCACAUACAGACCAGGUAAAAACUAUGAAAUAAAAAUUGGGAACUUGCAGAAAUACAAUGUAAUGCCUGUCAUGAACUGGACAGAAAACACACUCUCACAGAACAGAGAUAAAAUGACCCAUAUGAUAAGUGAUGCAAUAAGCUGGAAGAACGAAAAGCUUGGGGUUCAUUCCAUUUUACCUGAUGCUGGCGCCAAGUGGGUGCAUAAAUUUCAAGAGCUAGAAGUGCAACAUCAAGUUACAAGCACUACAAAAGAUCAGCUGUCAACAUGCUGUAAUAAUUCAUCAAUGCUUACGUCAGAUUCAAGGUCCAAAACUUCUCUUGCAAUGAAACAAUCCUUUUUGGACAAAAGUAUUCACUGGAAUAUUUCGAAAUUUAUUAAGAACCAGACAGAGCUCAGCCAUAAGUCGCACUUGUUACGUGUACAAGAUAACGUUAUGGUUAAAGACGCCAAAACAAAUGACAAGGUCACUCCAAAGCAUCAGAAAACAAAAGGUAAUCAUUUUACAGGCAAAAAUCCAAUGCUGUUCUUCAAUGUAACAGUUUUAAAUGAUGGUGGCAGGAACAAAUCAUCUGCUUCGUACCUCGUUCCUUUUGCUGGGAGCGGAGCCAUUAUGAUGUCAUGGGGCAUAUACAAUGACAGCUCCUCAUGACAAAUACUAGUUUGUUUCUACUGGCAAAGCUUUAUGUGUACCACAAAAAACAACUAGACAGUGCACCAUACCCAUCAGCCUGGUGUUUUACUAGUGUGGACUAGCAAGUGGACCUCUGUGGCUAAGCAGUGACUUGUAAUGGAAAUUAUUGCAUGUGGUGCCACUUACACACAUGAUAUUCGAACAGUGUUGGUAGAGCUUAUCUUGCAGUGCUUUUUUUUUUGGCUCCAACUACUUGAAAAGCAUGUCACCAUUAAGAUUGAGCAGCAAGUGUACUAACUCAGUCUUUAUAAACUGUUCAGGCUUGCCGCGGUGGGUGAUUGUGUGAAAAGUGUAGUCUGAACAGAUGCAGUGACUGUUGAAACAGCGCCUCUCAUAAAUUAGCAUUAUUUGCUGCGCCUUAAAUUGAUUUGGUUAUCUGCAUUCUGGAUAAAUGUGUGUUCUUACAGCAAUGCAGGAAUUUAACUGCAUUCUGGAUUACAGUGUGUUCCUACAGUAAUGCAGGAUUCUUCCAGUACUACAUAACCUUAACAUACCGAAUUGGCAGGAAAAAUACAGUAACCAUUUUGAUGGUGCAGCAAUUAUGCCAGUGAUACUAAGAAAUGAAAUGUCCUUUCAUCGCUUCAAAAUUUUACUUUGGUAGAGACGUCUGGUAAGACAGUGUUCUUUUUUUUAUAACCACUAAAAACAAUUAAAGCUAAAGCAAUGAUAAAAACAUUCUGCUACAGCAGUGGUAUACCCCAGUUUAAUGUUUUUACUUCCAGUAAAACAGGUCUGAUUGCAAAACCAAAGGCAGGAAUGAUUCUCACUUUAAAUACACACACACAAAAAAAAGGUUUCGCAAAUGCUGAAAGCAGAAAAAAAAAAUCAUGGCAUUAGUGUCAAAAAAGUUCUUCACUGGAACUUGUGACAACACGAAUCUGGAUGACAGAAAUUUGCAAUUUUGGCGAGUAAUCGAACAAGGAAUGCCGGUUUAACCCACUAGCGCCCAGCGUACUUUUAAAAGUACAGUGCCACUUUUUUCAUUUAUAAACAAUUAACAAAGAAACAUGCUGUGUUCCUCAGUAUGCCAUUCUGCUAAGAAGGGUCCUGCCAAGAUGACCACAUUGUAGUUUUUCAUCAGCUACAAGAUGUAUUUGAUCUAUUCAUCACCAAACUUGGAGAAAUGCUGAACAUAGCAGGUGCUGCUGUACAUGCAUCUUCUUUAUUUUUUGUCAAGCAUGACAUAUAUAUGCUCCUCAAAGAUGAAGUUUGCGUGUAAGUUGUAGAAAAGAAUGGCGUAAACAAUGAAUUCAUGACAUUUCAUAUAAAAUACAUAUUUAUAGCAUCGCAAGAAAAUGAAUGCAGGUGUACUUUGUAAAAUACAAUGGGUCUAUGUGUA